Messenger RNA from Suricata suricatta (meerkat), 1128 nucleotides. RefSeq lists its product as uncharacterized. The record is from RefSeq and is a predicted model, not a curated record. Lineage: Eukaryota; Metazoa; Chordata; Mammalia; Carnivora; Herpestidae. The coding region runs from base 1 to 651 and encodes 216 amino acids. The transcript is spliced from 4 exons.
AUGGGGCCCCGCGGCCGCCGCCGCUGCGUUCAUCCCGCACGGGGGGAGGCGGCCGCCAGCCGGGGGUGGCUCGGGCUGGGGCCGGAGGCCUCUACCGGGAGUCGGGUCGUCGGGAGGGGUGGCGGUCGCCCGGGACCCGGCGGAUCCUUUGACGUGAGUUCUAGGCGUUGCCGAGGGAACCGUGUUUACGCAGGAGCGCGGGGCGGGACGCCGACCAAGUACCCUCCGAAAAGCCGCCCACAUCACCUCUCCACGAGGUCUGGGCUUUGGCGGGGGCCCGGCGGACCCCCUCAGCGACUUCAUUUAUAUGGAGGCUACAUGAAACGGGCCUGGGCCUCCUAUAAAUUGGCCAAGUUCAACAAGGGUUCACUCUUGAGCUCUCUUGUCGGAUACAAGUGUCCUACAGGGAGGCCUUUGCUGGGGAUGCUGCUUCCUGUGGAUGUUUCUGGAACACGCAGGGUAGCUGAUGACUUCACACAGGCAGUGACAUCGGACUCUCCAAAAAGAGAGGACAGAGAAGGACCUUUGAUUCAUGUGCAAAUUCGUGGAGAUUUACUGCAUCCCAGGUCCAGGGAGGAAGAGUCUGAUGGUGUACCCUCUGCCUGGCAGUCCAAGCAAGGCUACGUGCUGGGGAUGGAGAGUUUUCCAUAGGAAAAGAGCUAAAGGGAGAAGUUGCCAGAAAGGAGAGGCUCACUUGUAAAGCCUGGACCCUAAUGGGUAACUAAAUACGCCGGUUAAACAUCAUUGUUACUCAACUGCGUCCGCCUCACCUGGGAGCUUUCUAGAGCUGCCCCAUUCCCGGCCAGGUAAAUGAGAAUCUGCAAUUUAAGAUCCCCAGGCAAUUCAUACCCACCCUGAAGUAUGAGAAGUAUCAUUCUAAGGAGGGUGGCAUGGAAUUUAUGGGUUUUAAAAAUUAAAGAGAAGGCUGUCCCAACUCUAAUGGAGUCUAGAGGACUUGGAGCAAAACUCACUGCAAUUUCAUAGUGAAGAGGAGAUGGACCUGCGCCCACACAAUUGCAACCCCUGGUGGGUACUGGUGAGGACCGAGUACUAAUUUAGUGGCCUUGGGGGCUUCAGUGAGUGGCUCUGUGGCUGAGCCAGCACCAGGGGAAUGGAGGCACUUGCUCU